Mixia osmundae IAM 14324 is the source of this 1149-nucleotide messenger RNA. RefSeq lists its product as uncharacterized. The coding region runs from base 1 to 1149 and encodes 382 amino acids. NCBI's taxonomy places the organism in Eukaryota, Fungi, Basidiomycota, Mixiomycetes, Mixiales, Mixiaceae. The transcript has 10 exons. The record is from RefSeq and is a predicted model, not a curated record.
AUGACCGCUCAAGAGAUCAUGUUCCGGGUUCUCGCAAUCUUUGCACUCUUCUUCUCGUCAAGCCUCGCUAUCGUCGUACCACAGCGUUCGACCGGCCUGGACAAGCGUUCUCUCACCUGCGCACUUUCGAUCACCGUCGAGGGCUUUGGCAGCUUUGGUUCGCAAUUCUCAUUGACUGCUGUCAACGGGGAUGUGGCUGCUGCAACUCAGCUGCCGGGCGUGCCCGGUGUUGGCAUUGUUGGCGUGACCACAAACGAUCGAUUGCAACGCUUCCAGAAUCAAGAAUGGACCUUAUCGCAGAUCCGCUUUGCAUCGGUGGUCAACGGCAAGGAUGUGGCAUUCAACAUUGUGCUGCUCUAUCAGACCCCGGGCGAUUUCAAGCUUUUCAACUUGGCCUCGAUCACCGUCGGCGGCGUGACGCCAGCUUCCAGCAUGCUGUUUCGUCACACUCUUGAUACUCGUCUCGGCCACGACCUACUCUCGCAGAGAAUUUUCUUCUUCCUGUCCGACUCGACAAGCAAGAUGUGUAACUUUGCCACAUCGCUUUACCUGCUCUCCUUCGCCUCGCUUCUCUCAGCCUGGCUCAUCCAAGGACCGCCGUACCACAAGAUGCUCGAAUCAGCUGAUUCUCAUCCGAUCACUGUGGCAUACAACCUGCAAUACUCGUUCAAGUACGACUGCGGUCACGAACAAGCCUUUCCGGAGAAAGUCACCCAUCCGUCGGAUGCAUCGGUCUCGGUCAAGGUUGUCUCGUCGACCGUCGCAACGAAAGACGUCUCGGUCACCAUCGAGAAGUCUCACGGCAAACAUGCAUCCUCUGAAGACACGUUCGCCGGCACUCUUGUGGGCUUUGUCAACACGAAACCACCUGCCAUUCGCGUUCGAGUGAUCGAACGAUUCCCCUCGCCCGUCGUCGCUUAUCAGUCUUGCUGUACUGGCGUCUUCAAUGCUACACUCGAUCUGGCAUACCGCGAGCGCAGCGUGAUCAAGACCGAUUCGCACUUCUACCUAGACUGCUCGUCUUCGGCCAGCGCUCAUAAGGGCGAUGCGUGCUCGAAGGACCACCUCAAGGAGCUCGGCUUGUCAAAGAUCAAGCAUCACUGCGAAGGUGCUCAGGCUGUGUUUUCAGACGACGAGACUGAGUCGUGA